This is a messenger RNA of Periophthalmus magnuspinnatus, 4887 nucleotides long. Its product is annotated as phosphatidate phosphatase LPIN3-like. NCBI's taxonomy places the organism in Eukaryota, Metazoa, Chordata, Actinopteri, Gobiiformes, Gobiidae. The coding region runs from base 75 to 2843 and encodes 922 amino acids. Gene Ontology annotation, molecular function: transcription coactivator activity; phosphatidate phosphatase activity. Gene Ontology annotation, cellular component: nucleus. Gene Ontology annotation, biological process: cellular response to insulin stimulus; fatty acid catabolic process; triglyceride biosynthetic process. The transcript is spliced from 20 exons. The record is from RefSeq and is a predicted model, not a curated record.
AGAUCCCGGAAGUAUCGUAGAGCAUCGAUGUUUUUACAAAUUUAACGCUGAAAGAUACACGAACGGCUCAGACCAUGAAUCUCGUAGCCUCAGUGUUUGGUACGAUGAAGGAGAUGUACCGGGGUCUAAACCCGGCCACUCUCACAGGGGCCAUAGACGUUAUUGUGGUGCGGCAGCCAGACGGAUCACUCCAGUGCUCGCCGUUCCACGUGCGCUUUGGAAAGCUGGGAGUGCUCCGCUCCAAGGAGAAAGUGGUGGACAUAGAGAUAAAUGGGGAGCCGGUGGAUCUGCACAUGAAGCUGGGAGACAAUGGAGAGGCUUUCUUUGUGGAAGAGAAUGAGGACUUGGAGUCUGAUGUCCCAGCCCACCUGUGCACCUCCCCUAUCCCCCUUGAGCCUGAGGAGCAGCAAGAGCCAGUAGAGGGAGCCACUCCGAGCCUAGGACGCAGGAAGAAACGCAGGAAGAAACGCGUCCGGUCAGAUUGCCCCGUGAGAGACGAGAGUUCAUCAGAGGAGAGAGAGGAGAGUGAGAGCCCCCAGCACCAUGAGCAAAGCCCCGUGCUGCAGACCAGUAAAUCCAUCUACUACUCCAUGUGUGAGGAUCUGGAGCAGCCAAGAGACGCCCACGCUCACUCCGACUCGGAACAGUCCCCCAACGAAAAUGUGUUGCUGAGUCGUCCUUCGUCUCCAAAGAGCGACUCUGAGCUGUGCGUUCGGCCUCGUGGAUCCUCAGGACCUGAGAUUCAGUGGAACUGGGGAGGCUUUCCUACGCCAUGCCAGUCGCAGCGCUCCCCUGUUCACACCUCCUCCUGCUCCUCUUCCUCUCACUUCAGGACCAUUAAGCGCCAAGACUCCUUUGACCUGGGAAUCCCACCCCCAACCCUCAGCUCCGUCUCCCCCAGAAAAGUGACUGUUGUCAGACCCAAAGCCAGAACAAGAUCUCUGGAUUUAAACAACUGCUUUCCUCAACCUCACCUUUCCAAACCAGCCAAUGAACCGCACACCAAAGCCACUAUUUCAACUUUUAACUCUAGAUUCUCAAAUUUUAGUCUUCCAAAUGGUGAUAAGACGGAGACAGAUGGUAUAGCACAUGUUUCUAGCAAACCUGAAAAAGUGUUGAUUCAAAAUGGCGGAAAUAAUGAAGAUUCACUAUAUCAACAUGAGGAGGAGAAUGGACAGAUCAGUGCACGAGUGAAUGGAGGAGAGGAUGGAGAGAGUUUGAAAGAGGAAAUAUUGGACGAUAACUUUCAAUCUGUAGUGAACAUAGAGGCCAGUUUUAACAAUGACGGAGAGGAGGCAUCUGAUUCAACAGCUGCCAACGAGAAUGCAGCCAAAUCAGAGACACAGGACAAGAAGGAGAAGCGUAGCCAGCAUCUUGGAACAUCGGACAUUUAUUUAGACGAUCUGACCUCCAUGGACCCCGGGGUUGCUCUCCUCUACUUCCCCAAAACGGGCAAGGAGGCCUCCCAGCCUGCGGGGGCGUCCUCUCUGUCGGGCUCUCUCUCCCCUCAGUCUGUGGGCAGUGGGAUGUUGGACAGUGGUACAGAUUAUCUCUCUGACUCUGCAUCAUUUUCUGCCGACGUGAGUCUGUCUCUGUGUGGGCCAGGGGACAGCAGCGCCAUCAGCAAAGAGAAGUUUGAGGAGCGGAUGGUGACGUAUCAGGACUUCAGCAGUAACCCCGGACUGGUCGACGAUCCAAACCUCGUAGUCUGCAUCAACUCAACUUACUAUAACUGGGCUGUGGCUGGUCCCAUGGUUUUAGCGAUGGCCGCUUUUCAGAAGAAUCUGCCUAAGAGCACAGUGGAGCAGCUCGUCAAAGAUAAGAUGUCCAAGAAGUCUGGACGCUGGUGGUUCCCGUUCAGAAGGAGAGACCUGUCCCACAGCCAAAAGAAUUCUAAAGAAGACCCAGAUGGGCCAGUGAGUUCUCUCCCUCCCACAGUGCAAGCGACUUUGGAUGACGUGGACAGUGAUGAGGCUGCAGGUUUGGGCAGAUUUGCGUCCCUGCCCUCGACUCUCUCCUCUGACGGCCUGUCCACAACGCAGAGCUUCAGUCACAUGUACCGCAAGUCCCUCCGCCUCACCUCCAAGCAGAUUGAGCAGUUGAACCUGUGUGAAGGAGAGAACUCUGCAGUCUUCAGUGUGACCACUCAGUACCAGGGCACGUGUCGCUGUGAGGCUUCCAUCUUCCUCUGGAGCUGGGAUGACCGUGUGAUCAUCUCUGACAUCGACGGCACCAUCACCAAGUCUGAUGCUUUGGGGCACCUCCUCACCACCAUCGGAGCCGACUGGACUCACUUUGGCAUUGCCAAACUCUACCACAGAAUUCACCAAAAUGGAUACCGGUUGCUGUACUGCUCCGCACGGGCCAUUGGGAUGUCGGCCUGGACUAAAGAGUACCUGAGUCGGGUGAACGAUCGAGGGAAUGCUCUGCCAAAGGGCCCGGUGCUCCUGGCCCCCAGCAGCCUGGUGUCUGCACUGCACAGGGAGGUGAUCGAGAAGAAGCCGGAGGUGUUUAAAGUGGCCUGUCUCAGUGACAUCAGAGACUUGUUUAACCCACACAGAGAGCCCUUCUAUGCCGCUUUCGGGAACAGAACCAAUGAUGCGUUUGCGUACAAAGCCGUGGGAGUCCCAGAGACCCGGAUCUUCACAGUGAACCCCAGAGGAGAGCUGAUCCAGGAAAAGAGCCGGUCCAACAAGUCCUCGUACCCUCACCUGUGUGAGUUGGUGGAGCACUUCUUCCCACCUCUCUGCACUGGCUCUGAAGUGUUGGACUGUCCAGACUUCAGCAGCGCCACCUACUGGAAGGAGCCACUUCCACCGCUGGACUUAGACGCUCUUCUGUAGACCAACACAAUCACUACUACUACUACUACUACUACUGCUACUGCUACUACUACUACUACAACUUCUGUUACUGCUACAACAAUCAAAGCACCACUACACUUAAUGGAAAAUGUUGGAGAAUAGGAAACAGUUUUGCAAAUUUGCACAUUUAAAUUAUAAUUAUAAAAGUUUCAAAUAUUUAUGUUUUUCCAAAGUAGCAAAAAUCUGCGCUUGUGUAAACAUGCUGUUACCUCACUUUUGUUUGUGAAGAGAAUAAUUUCAAAUGUUUUUAGGGUUAAGUAAAGGUCAGAUUCAUAAAAAAUAAACUCACCAUGAUGAGUUUAUAAGUGCUUUUCACAACUCUCAGUGACCAGAGCAGAGUUUUGCUGUCAUAGUAAAGCUAACAACAACUAGCAUGCUAACAGUGCACCAGCCUUACUUCUUUGUUUGCAGACAAUAUACAGUGGCCUCAUUUUGACCCUAAGAUCUGUUUACAAUAUAUCCAUACUGGGGCAAAAGGCAUUUUUUACUUAAUUACUUAAAAAUGGAUGCAGUCCCUGAAUGUUUUUGGAAUGGGUCAUUGCCCCCUGUAUUUGAGCAAAACAGUGUCAGAUAUAUUGUAUAAGCAGUUCCUGAGGUCAAAAUAAUAAACUGUGUACUGUUUGCAUCUAAUUGAAAGGAGUUUUAUUGCGUAAGAAUCAGGAAGCACAAGUUUGUUAGUAAAAUUCUGCUGUGGUCUCUGAGAGACCUGAAGAAAUGCUUAUAAACUCAUCAUGGUGAAUAGUUACAAUGCUCAGAAUGCAUAAGGUAAAUGAGGAGCAAUUUUGGACCACUGCAUGUACAAGAUUUACCAAUUUAAAUUAAUACAUUUCAAAUCUUACCUCUAUAAUUUGCCCCAUAUUUUUGCUGUGUCCACUUCCUUAACGUUUUAGUUUGUAUUGUUUAAAUGAGGUUAAAAACAUUAGCUGUAUGAACUUUAAAAACCCAGAGGAGCUUCAUAGGUUAUAAUUUGUGACAUAAAUGUGUGACUGAAACAAACACGACUCCAAGGAUCCAGGACACUACAUUAGAACAGAGUUAAAGCCCCUCUGUGGAACAUUUCAUCACAUUAGAACAAUCUCUGGUAUAAUGUUGUUUCCUCAUCACAAACAUAAUUGGAGUUGUGUUUACCACACAAACCUGAGUUCUGCUCUCAAUCUGAAAACGCUCUGUUCCAUCUUGUGAUGUCAUUAUGUGGUAAUAUCAGAAGUGCUCCACUGUGUUUUUAAACUCCACACACCUUCAUAGAACAAGCUCCAUUGGGCACAAUGUAUGAUCCUAGCAGAUUAUUAUAGUUUGAAUGUGUUUUACCAAAUCAUUUGUUUUUGUGUUUCAGUGACAAGCUGCUUACACAGUCACAGGUUUUGUAGAGUUUAAGCAAUAAUCAAAUACUUUAUUCUGAAAUGAGGGUUUAUUUAGUAUCAUUAUUUUCAAUCUGGUGCUUUUAUGUGUUUUUUUUUUUUAUUUGUGAUUUACUUUAUCUUACCUUACUUUUCACAACAACCGGCUUAGAAAUAGUUGGCUUUCAAUGUGUGAUUCAUGAGUUAACAAGAGGCUAUAUACGAGAACUAAACCAGAUCUAAACCAGGACUAAAAAAGGGACAGAACCGGGUCUAACCUAGGUCAGGACAAAAGACUAAACAAGGUCUAAAAUAGGUCUAAAGCAAGUCCAUACUAAACCAGGACUAAGGCAUGGCAGAACCAAGUUUUAACCAGGACUAAACCAGGACUAAACCAGGACUAAACCAGGACUAAACCAGGACUAAACCAGGACUGAAUCAGAUUUUAACCAGGACUACACCGGGACUAAACCAGAUCUAACCCAGGACUAGACAAAAGACUAAACCAGGUCUAAACACUACAUAUAUUCCAUAGAACUUGACUUCAUUCAUUACUUCGUGUCAUUCUCCCUCUGUGCCUGUGCUGUCUCUACGUGUAUUUAUGACUUUUGCAUAUUUUGAAAAGAUCUACACAUGUUUAGAUUUUUGGUGAUUUGAAAAAAUAAAAUAAAAUGAAAUCUGCCAAA